Molecule: messenger RNA, 900 nt
Organism: Echinococcus granulosus
Lineage: Eukaryota; Metazoa; Platyhelminthes; Cestoda; Cyclophyllidea; Taeniidae
Product: Glutamate receptor 3
Exons: 4
Coding region: 1-900 (299 amino acids)
Biological process (GO): synaptic transmission, glutamatergic; modulation of chemical synaptic transmission
Cellular component (GO): plasma membrane; postsynaptic membrane
Molecular function (GO): glutamate-gated receptor activity; transmitter-gated monoatomic ion channel activity involved in regulation of postsynaptic membrane potential
Source: RefSeq, a predicted model, not a curated record
AUGAACAGUCACAUCAAGAUGGAUUUGGUGCAUGAAGCAGACAUAGUUGUGGCUCCACUGACCAUAACAUCUGAUCGUGAACGUGUGGUAGAUUUUACCACACCCUUCAUGGAGUUCGGGCUCUCUGUGAUGUACCAGAAGAUGGAUCGUCCCCAUCCAGACCCUCUCUCCUUUAUGGAACCCCUGUCUACAGAAAUUUGGAUGUGUAUCUCCUUUGCCUACCUCGGUGUCUCCGUUGUUCUCUUCCUUGUCAGUCGGCUCUCUCCCUCGGAAUGGGGUGCUCCACUGAAUAAGUCCAAGACUCCAACAGAUCCCAAUCUAGAAGGUGAUGAGGGCGAUGGAGCAGUGGAUACCUCUCACACUGACAGUAUUUUCUCAAUCUUCAACAGUUUUUGGUUUGCGUUGUCUACUUUUGUUCAGCAAGGUGGAGAUAUUGUUCCAAGAUCUCUUUCGGGUCGAAUAGUGGGUGGUGCAUGGUGGUUCUUCACUCUCAUCAUAGUCAGCUCCUACACCGCCAAUCUAGCAGCUUAUUUGACAGUGGAGAGAAUGACGAAUCCCAUCCAAUCCUACGAGGACUUGGCUAGACAGUCGAAGGUCAAGUAUGGAAUUAUCAAGUCAGGCUCUACUAGAGACUUCUUUGAGGUCGGUCCAAAUCUUGACAGUGGGAAGGGUUAUGGAGUGGCCACUCCCCCAGGUUCGGAUCUUCGCGACAGACUAAAUUUGGCGGUUCUCGAACUUAAGGAAAUGGACUGGAUUGCCCAACUCUACCGCCUCUGGUGGGAGGAAAGAGGGGAAUGCGGGAAAAUGGACAAAUCUGCCGAUGUAAGUGGAGGCUCUUGUCAUUUCGGAUAUUUACACAUGCAAACCGACGAGUGGGCCGGAAAGCUCAGGUUAAGAUGA